This is a messenger RNA of Exophiala bonariae, 3108 nucleotides long. RefSeq lists its product as uncharacterized. Gene Ontology annotation, cellular component: nucleus. Gene Ontology annotation, biological process: subtelomeric heterochromatin formation. Lineage: Eukaryota; Fungi; Ascomycota; Eurotiomycetes; Chaetothyriales; Herpotrichiellaceae. The coding region runs from base 1 to 3108 and encodes 1035 amino acids. The record is from RefSeq and is a predicted model, not a curated record. The transcript has a single exon.
AUGGUUCUGUUCAAGAGAAAACCCAUCCGCUUCCUGGCGCAUCCUCAGAUCAGGGACCAAGAGUGUGAUGUCUGGGUCAUAUCCGAGUCCAACGAGAUCUUCACGUCCUACGAUGCAUAUCUGGAACGUAUGGACUUCUUCAAGUCCAAAAGAUUUACAUGCGAAGUCUCUGGUCGUUCCGGUCUGAGUUUUUUCGAUGCGCUCAGAAGUGAACAGGCUGGAUCGAGAGAGAUUGACGAAGCCUUUCCCCAGGCUUUACGAGAACCUGUCUUGCGCCGAGUCCAGUUCUCCACCACCUCCCGCAUCGACAACCUGGUGGAAGAGGUCUACAAUGAAUUCAAAAGCGACUUCUACCCUGGAGAGCUGGUUACCAUAUUUCUAGAGGAUGGUACCAAAUUCAAUGGCCGAGUCAGAGACAAGGCACGCUUCGCAGAGAUCAGAAGUCCUGGUGGAACCAUGGUCAGAGAUGCUUUCUCCAGAUAUUUUGUCAGACUGGUUGAUCGUAACCGCGAAGAAGCAUUGGUAGACGACAACCACAUCUACAGAGAUCGUAAAGUCUUCACCAAGCAAAUGCUCCGCUCCUUCAUCAAAAAUACCGUAUCUCGUGAGGGUUGGAACGGCGCACCUUGGAUUGUCAAACCUGAGAUCGCAGAGCGCUUCAGAAUUGACACUACGGUCCCACCACACCUAUUACACAGCCGUAAGACUGCUGCGAAGAAGGCAGACAAGAAAAAUCAAGCAAGCAAUGAAGAACCAGAGCAGGAUGGUAUGUUCGGCACCUGGCAUUCUCAUAGACUCCCGGAACUUCAGCCUGCGCCCAAAGGGAAAAAGGGCCAAUCCCACGCAUCCCAACACCUUGCCGUUCAACAACACAAAGGCUACUAUGAUCAAUACCACGGAGCAGUCCAGGCAGACCACGCAUACCAUCCUCAACCGUGGGGUCAUAUGCAUCCACCACCACAACGACCUCCGCCACCUCAUUACGAUCCAUACUAUGGCUUCCUACCUCAAGCAAUGCCACCACCGAAUGGCCAUUAUUAUCCUCCUCAUCCCCCUCCACCGCAACAUAUUCCUCAGAAGUAUAUUCCGCAGCCUCCUCCACCGCCCCCACCAAUUAAAUACCCCAUUGAUGAUAUGGAUGUUGAACCUGUACGUGAUGGAACGCACCGACCUAAUUUGAAGUUCAUCAGCAAGAACCAGUGCAAGGGAGACACCUCUGCCGCUUAUGUGGUACCAGGUUUGAAGGAGCAGACAGUUGGUCUUCUUCUUGAAACAUGGAAUACUUUGAAUGUCUACUGUCAAGUCAUCAAACUCGAUUCAUUCACCUUUGACGACUUUGUUGAGGCAAUGCAAUUCUCAUCUGUUGACGGUGACUGUGAGCUCUUCGUCGAAAGUCACUGUGCUAUCCUCAAACAACUGGUCAAUGCAACAAAUGAUGAUGAAGGCGCUGUCCAGAUAUCUUUACCUGACCUUCCAGAUUCGGACGACGAAGACGAGGAAUCUGAAGAAGAAGAAAGCAAGCCGCCGACACCAACUCCGGAGCCAGAAUAUCCUGCGAAGAGAACUCGAAGCAGCCUCAACAAGGUGCAAUUUGCCGAGCCACCUCCACCACCAGAGGAGGAGGAAGACGAAGAUGCAGUUACUCACCGAGCAGCUGAGAUGUUUGACGAAUAUGGUUGGAUCGAACGAUUGCAAAAGCGAGACUUUAAAAAUGGAGGCUGGGAGCUGAUCAUGGUUGGCUUACUUCAUCAAGUCGCUGGACGACCCCGACUCACCAAUGUCUGCAACGAGAUUCUUACACAUCUGGCCCCACUCGAUGCGGAUGCCAACAUUGAGACUGCUCGAAUACAGUACUCAACAAUGGAUAUCAAUUUGCGGACUCAAGCUCUUGAAGUGAUCUGCCAGCUCUUCUUGGAGACUAAGACAGUCAAGAAUUUCCUAGAGGAGAUGAGUAACACAAUGACCAAUUAUCGCAAGCUCAAAAUUGAGCACCAGCGUGCACGUAAAGAAGCAUUAUCGAGACUGAAAGAACUACAAGUCGAACGAAGAUUGCUAGCACCAGAACCGGAAAAAUCCCCGUCUCCAAUCCCAGAACUGGAGUCGGCAAUUGAGGCCGAAAAGACAGAGCCCGAAGAUGGUGACGUCUCAAUUCCUGAUUCUGAAGAUGAGCCACCCAUGACCACGAGAUCCUUACGUCGUGGCAACGAUCGAGCAGCGGAGCGUAAGAGGAAGCGUGAAGAAGAACAGGAACGCAAAGAAAAGGCGGCCGAAGCAAAGCAGAACAAAGGAAGCAAAGAGUAUCAGAAAGUUCUGAAGCAGAUCGAAAAGCAGCGAGAAAUCAUUGCAGAACAUGAGGACCAGAUUUUGGUUGUUGAUGGAGACCUGCGUGAAGCAGACUGCCCCAGAACCCGUUCGCUGGGAAAGGACCGAUUCUGCAAUCGCUAUUGGUGGUUUGAAAGAAAUGCUAUGCCAUAUGGAGGCCUGCCGGACAGCUCGACUGCUGAUGCGGGCUACGCUAAUGGCCGAAUCUGGGUUCAAGGACCUGACGAUAUGGAGUACAAAGGAUUCAUUGAUGUCAAUGCUGACGAAAAGUCUGCUUAUUAUCGAAGAUUUCAAAUGAGCCCAGCCGAGCGCAAGAAAAUGGAGGAGGGCUCAACAAGCUUGCGGAAUGCACAAGAGUGGGCUUUCUUCGAAACAGCCGAGGAACUCGACAUGCUGAUCGGCUGGCUUGACUCUCGUGGCAAUCGGGAACUGAAGCUUAAAAAGGAGCUCAAUCUUCAUCGAGAUAUUAUCAUCAAGCAUAUGGAAAAGCGAGCAGCGUAUCUCUUGCCUCGGGAGAAGGAGGAAGAGGAAGAGCCCCCGACGAGGAUGUCGACAAGGACAAAGACAUAUGCAAGCGACAAGUCUCUUCGAUGUCUUCAGUGGCAAAAUACGACGGCAUUGGGAGAGCUGGGACACCGCCAUAUCGACCCACCACCAAAGCCCCGAGCACGAGGGAAGAAGAACGUGACCAACGACGAAACCACAUCGACACGAAAUGGAACCGGGUCUGUCCUGAAUCGGCAGGGAAAACCAGUCACAAGACAGGGGACACGGUAUGCAUUUUAG